This is a messenger RNA of Talaromyces atroroseus, 1614 nucleotides long. RefSeq lists its product as hypothetical. The transcript is spliced from 3 exons. Gene Ontology annotation, molecular function: transmembrane transporter activity. Gene Ontology annotation, biological process: transmembrane transport. Bases 1 to 1614 code for a protein of 537 amino acids. The record is from RefSeq and is a predicted model, not a curated record. Lineage: Eukaryota; Fungi; Ascomycota; Eurotiomycetes; Eurotiales; Trichocomaceae.
AUGCAACCCCUCACCAUAGACUCCCCCCGACCAACGCGCAGUCCCCUGCGCAUCGUUGCACUCAUCUCCGUCCUCUAUGCAGCCCUCUUCAUCUCCGCCGUCAACACAACCAUCGUCACCACCGCCCUCCCCACCAUCGCGACACACUUCAACUCAACCUCUGGCUACACCUGGGUUGGCGCCGCCUAUGUCCUCGCCGACACCGCCUCGGGUCCCGUAUGGACCAAUUUCUCGGACAUUUGGGGCCGCAAAAUCGUGUUUCUGGCGGCCAUAAUCCUGUUUAUGCUGAGCUCUUUUAUAUGCGGCUUUGCGGUUAGUAUGGGCAUGCUUAUAGCGGGCCGAGCGCUGCAAGGAGCCGCUGCGGGCGCGAUUAUGUUGCUCGUGAAUAUUGUGAUUAGUGAUAUGUUUGACAUGAGGAGGAGGACGCUGUAUUUGGGCGUGUGCGAUGUUAUUUGGGCGGUUGCGGGCGCUGUAGGCCCGGUUAUUGGAGGCGCGUUUGCGGAGUAUGCUGGGUGGAGGUGGAUUUGGUAUACAAACAUCCCCAUCGCGGCAGUCACGUUCCUCGUCGUCUGCCUCUUCAUGGACGUGCACAACCCCCAAACGCCAAUCUGGCGCGGCCUGAAAGCGGUCGAUUGGCUGGGUAGUUUGGCGCUGCUGGCGGUGACGAUUAUGACUCUGCUGGGCCUGAAUAUUGGCGGGCAGUAUAUGCAGUGGACGUCGCCCAAGGUGCUGGUGUUGAUUGUCGUGGGCCUUGCCUUUGCGCUCGUGUUUUACCUCAUCGAGGCUAGGGUUGCUCGGUAUCCGGUGAUGCCGGUGCAGGUGUUUCGGAGUCGGUCGAAUGCUGCGACGAUUGCGGUUGGGGCGUUGCAUGCGUUUGCAAUGAUGGGUCCAGAAUACUACCUCCCUCUCUACUUCCAGUCCGCACAACUCGCACAACCGCUACAAUCCGGCCUGCUCGGUCUUCCCUUUGUAUUCCUCGAAGGAAUUGGGGGGAUUGCCAGUGCCCUGCUAAUCCACCAGACCGGCCGGUACAACGCGCUUCUCUGGGCCGGCGCAUGUCUCAUGACACUCGGAUUCGGGCUGCUGAUCGAUCUACAGCCAUCGACUGGUCUAGCCAAGAUCAUCAUCUACCAGUGCAUCGGCGCACUCGGGUCUGGACUUCUGAUCCAGCCGCCCAUGGUCGCGAUCCAGGCGAACGUGUCGCAGCAAGAAACGGCCACGGCGACGUCGACGCUGACCUUUAUGCGCGGACUGGCGCAGGCGGUGUCGAUUGUUGUUGGCGGAGUGGUGUUUCAGAGCUCCAUGGACAUCAAGCAGUCGGCCUUGGCCGAGGCAGGGCUUCCGCAUGAUCUGGUAGUGACGUUUUCGGGGAAUGAGGCGCAGGUGACGGUCAGCCAGCUGCGCGGGAUCCCGGAUGUCGCGCAGCAGCAAGCCGUGCAGAUGGCGUACGCGUGGAGCUUGAGGAAUGCGUGGAUUCUGUAUGCUGGCGUUGCCGGGUUGGCGAUUGGGGCGUCGUUGUUUGUUGGACGGCAUGCGCUAUCGACAGAGCAUGAGGAGACAAGGACGGGCAUACACCACGGCGACGACGACAAAACUACACCCGCCGUGCCGUAA